UCCAGAGGCGUGCUUCCGGUGCCGCAAGCUCGGGUCCUCUGCAGGCUGGGGGGAGAGUUUAGAAGGGAGCGCACUUCCGGUGCCCUUUCUCCCGCGAGCACCUGGGGCCCGGACCCUCGUGUGGAGGGUGCGAUCCGUAAACUGGAGAGCUGUAGAGGCGGGCCGGCACCCCAUUCGGACCACUGGUGCCGCCGGCCUCAGGACCGAACAUGGCCCAGAACUUGAAGGACUUAGCGGGACGGCUGCCCGCCGGGCCCCGGGGCAUGGGCACGGCGCUGAAGCUGCUGCUGGGGGCCGGCGCCGUGGCCUACGGCGUCCGCGAGUCGGUGUUCACCGUGGAAGGAGGGCACAGAGCCAUUUUCUUUAACCGGAUCGGAGGCGUGCAGCAGGACACCAUUCUGGCCGAGGGCCUUCAUUUCAGGAUCCCCUGGUUCCAGUACCCCAUCAUCUAUGACAUUCGCGCCAGACCCCGAAAAAUUUCCUCCCCCACAGGUUCCAAAGACCUGCAGAUGGUGAACAUCUCCCUGCGGGUGCUGUCCAGACCCAACGCCGCGGAGCUUCCCAGCAUGUACCAGCGCCUGGGGCUGGAUUACGAGGAGCGCGUGUUGCCAUCCAUCGUCAACGAGGUGCUCAAGAGCGUGGUGGCCAAGUUCAACGCCUCCCAGCUGAUCACCCAGCGGGCCCAGGUGUCCUUGUUGAUCCGACGGGAGCUGACGGAGAGGGCCAAGGACUUCAGCCUCAUACUGGAUGACGUAGCCAUCACUGAGCUGAGCUUUAGCCGAGAGUACACAGCUGCUGUAGAAGCCAAACAAGUGGCCCAGCAGGAGGCCCAGCGGGCCCAGUUCUUGGUGGAAAAAGCGAAGCAGGAACAGCGGCAGAAGAUCGUGCAGGCCGAGGGUGAGGCUGAGGCCGCCAAGAUGCUGGGAGAAGCUCUGGGCAAGAACCCAGGCUACAUCAAGCUGCGCAAGAUUCGGGCAGCCCAGAACAUCUCCAAGACGAUUGCCACGUCACAGAAUCGUAUCUAUCUCACUGCUGACAACCUUGUGCUGAACCUACAGGAUGAAAGUUUCACCCGGGGAAGUGACAGCCUCAUCAAGGGUAAGAAAUGAACCGCUGAACAAGAACUCCACCCUCAGGGAGGAAGUGGAUCUUUUUCUUCCCCGGUUUUUGAGGAGCCAGCUUGGGGCCCUACCCCGCCCCCACGGUCAAGUGAUGGUCCCUCUGCAUCUGUCCUCCCAGCCCUUCUCGGAUGAACAAAGACUGACCAUUUUCAGGGGAGUGACUUUCCUCCCUGUGUCGGCCAGGGGUGUUGGGACUGUGAUUUCCUGCAGGGUUGGUUCCUCCCUCGUGGCCAGAAGCAACAGCCACCACCCCAGAGAUUCUCAAUAAAUGUUUAUUACUUAAGC
This is a messenger RNA of Lipotes vexillifer (Yangtze River dolphin), 1406 nucleotides long. RefSeq names its product prohibitin 2 (gene PHB2). The transcript has 10 exons. NCBI's taxonomy places the organism in Eukaryota, Metazoa, Chordata, Mammalia, Artiodactyla, Lipotidae. Gene Ontology annotation, cellular component: mitochondrion; membrane. The coding region runs from base 210 to 1109 and encodes 299 amino acids. Gene Ontology annotation, biological process: mitochondrion organization. The record is from RefSeq and is a predicted model, not a curated record.